CAGCUCAGCCACCUUGUCUUAGUGUGUUGGCCAAGAAUAUCAAAGAAUGAACCCAGAGCCUCCUCCUCUCCUGCCUCCCUCACUCUCUUGCCUUGUGUUUUAUUAUUAUUCUGUCUUGUCAUUCUCUCUUUGGUUUCUUUCUUGCCUAUUUAUUUUUGCAUCCUUCCUCUGUUCCUUUUAUUAUUACCACAGAACCUCCACAGCUCACCUCUCCCUGCACUUACAGCACACCUUGGCCUGCACCUCGUCCCUCCCUGCAGGUGCAUGGGCAUGCACCUCACCUGGGUCAACGCCCGGAGCAGACUGACGAGGGCAUCCACCAGUGCCUCCCUGGGUGUGGGCACCUUCAUCUCCACCCGCGCCAGGCUCAGCAUUGUUGAGUUUGAUGAGCAGCCUCAGGACGUGACGGUCAUGGAGGGGGAGCGCACUGGGUUCCCGUGUGCCCUGGACACCAUGCCGGCGCCCUCCAUCAAGGGGUUCAGGAACAGUCACCCGCUGGAGCCAGACUCACGAAUGACACGCCUUCCAUCUGGUGCCUUAGAAAUAGAGAAUGUAGCCAUGCCGGGGAGUACUGCUGCCAAGCCAACAAGAGCAAGGUGUCCCAGCAAGCCACACUCACAGUCAAGGAAGCCUACGCUCUGCGGGACCCCCAGCGGCCCGUGCUCACUGUUCAGCCAAAGUCCACGAUAGGCAAGGUGGGGGACAAGAUCACCCUGGACUGUGCGGCCAACGGCUACCAGGAGCCAGCCAUGGUGUGGCUCAAGGACGGUGCCACCAUCCACAUGGCGGACCUGGACACACUGUUCUGCGGCACCACCACCAGCAGCCUGCACAUCCAUGGCCUGCAGGAGGAGGACGAGGGGACGUACAGGUGCCGGGCGGAGAACAGGGAGGAUUCGCUCGACACCGUGGCCCACAUACAGGUCCAAGUUGCUCCGAGGUUUCUGAGGCAACCGGCCAACGCUCUCGCCUAUGAGAAGGAGAACGUGGAGCUGGAGUGCAGCGUGUACGGCCAGCCAGAGCCCUCGCUCCACUGGCUCAAGAACGGCGAGCUGCUGGUGGAGACGGACUUUUGUGAUGGUGUGGACAUUUAUCACUUACAGAGGAGCAAGACCCUGGCGGCGGGCACCCCCAGGCCCCCUCGGCUGCUGCAGGCCACCUCCACCAGCAACAGGUUCAUCACGCUGGCCUGGCAUGAGCCGGAGCUCAACACCGACCACACUGUGGGAUACUCAGUCGUCUACAAGCAGGAAGGAUCACUCAGAGAACGCGUCCAGAACGCGAGUGCAGCUCCUCCAGCGAGGGACUGAAUGAAUACAAGACCCAGAUCAGCGACCUAAGUCCCGGGAGUAACUACAUGGUGCGGGUGGCGGCCCACACCUCCGGCGGCCUGGUGGGCGCCUCCACACACGAGGUGCGGGUGUUCACCAAGCCGGACCUGGACCUGCCCUCCGCCCCAGAGUCUGAAAGUUGUCCCCACCUCACCCACCAGUCUGGAGGUCACUUGGUCACCGCCCGGAGUGGUCAAAACGCCCAUCACUGGAUACGCCAUGCUCUAUACGCAGGUGUGGACAGCCUUAUAGAACUGUGCGCCAAAUGUGGAGUCCCUUUUGCCUAACAAAAGUCUCCCCAUAUCCUUGUGUGUCAUUAGUGACCUUCCUUGGAGUACAGGGUGACCAUAGCCAUGUGUUUGUAGUUUGGGUAGGCGGUGGCUGAACCGAUAACAAGACGGCCCCGCGUUCAAGAGGACUCGAGUUCAAUCCCCGGCCGGUGCCACCAAGCUGGGAUUUUUCAGCCGCCGCCGAGUGGCUUAAAACUACCCACAUGCUGUCCAGAAGAUCACCUAUCAACCCGGACUCUAGAUUCAAGCAUUAAAGAUGAGCUCCGGGAGGGCAGCAUGAGCCAAUGCAAUAUGGCGCCACUACAAACACUCGCCUGCGCCAGAACAGGCUGGGCCGACCAUCAGGACCCACCGGGAAGAAGCCUUGGACCGACCAUCAGGAUCCACCGGGAAGAAGCCUACCAGCGCAAUAGGCCAAGACAAAAAAAAAAAAAAAAAAUGCCAGUGUGUAUCUUAACCAUUGUCUCCCUUGUAAUUUUCUCCUCAGGUUGGGGCAGCAGAAGAACACGAGGUAGAGGUCACUGGUACGUCACAUGACCUCCAAGGCCUGGACCAGUUCACAGAGCACAGCGUGUGGCUCACCGCCGUCAACAGUAAUGGCGGGGGAGACGCCAUCCCGGAGGUCACUGCCAGAACCUUCUCAGACGUGCCCUCAAAGGAGCCUCAGAAUGUGAGCGUUGAGGCUGCCAGCUCAAGGAGCCUCAUCAUCUGCUGGGAGCCUCCGCUGGCCGAGCACCAGAAUGGGAUCAUCACCAGCUGCAAGAUCCGCUACAAGGAGCGUGGCAAGUCAGGUUCCUCCAAGACCAGUGCCACAGAUGGAAACAGACGACUCUUUGCCCUCACAGACCUCAAGAAUCCCCUCCCAAGGUAUGCAGGACUUUAUAUUUCUCUUCAUUGUAGCCACAGACACUUUUUGUUCUCACUGUUCAUUUCCCAUUUCCUUCUGGUUCUCCUCCUAUUAGCCUCUCUUUCCUUUCCUUACUGUUCAUUUUGUUUUUCCUCCUGCUGUUACAAUUUCCCUGUUUGCCCUGCCAAAUAUUCUCCCGUCAUUCUCCUGCGUCUUA
Eriocheir sinensis (Chinese mitten crab) is the source of this 2685-nucleotide messenger RNA. Its product is annotated as neogenin-like. Bases 750 to 1310 code for a protein of 186 amino acids. The transcript is spliced from 8 exons. Gene Ontology annotation, biological process: cell-cell adhesion. NCBI's taxonomy places the organism in Eukaryota, Metazoa, Arthropoda, Malacostraca, Decapoda, Varunidae. Gene Ontology annotation, molecular function: protein binding. The record is from RefSeq and is a predicted model, not a curated record.